Molecule: messenger RNA, 2379 nt
Organism: Rhodotorula toruloides NP11
Lineage: Eukaryota; Fungi; Basidiomycota; Microbotryomycetes; Sporidiobolales; Sporidiobolaceae
Product: capsular associated protein, glycosyltransferase family 90 protein
Exons: 11
Coding region: 1-2379 (792 amino acids)
Source: RefSeq, a predicted model, not a curated record
AUGGAGCCGCUCAACACGGGCGUCGGGAGGCGCACGUCGGUGAUGGGAGACUCCGCCACGACACCUGUCUCGACUCUCCCCGGAAACGGCUUCAAUGCUCCUCCUUCUCCUUGGAUCGAUCAGUCAAGUCGAGUACCACAGACUCCUCGAGUAGGCGCGACACCGCAGCUCGGACGGCAUCACCGCAAGAGCUCGACGGGAACCGCCUUUCCGCCUUCUCCGACUUCGAAGUGGUCGAGCUGGUUCGGGGGUGGCAAGGCGGGCGAUGGGCGGAAGGACAGAGAUGGACACCUGCCGACGUUUGGGAAGCGCGCGAGUGCGGCGCCGGCGCGGCCGUUCUACUCGGAAGGAGCGGGUCGAAGAGGGACGGCAUCUCCACUUAUCCUCGCUCGCAACAUUGCUUUGCGACCGUUCUACCUCCUUGGACGACGAGGGCCUCUCCUUCCCAUCAUCGGCUUCGUCACCUUCAUCCUCCUCUACCUCACCUACUCGACUUCGCCUUCGUCUCAAUCCGUGAAGCUCCGCGUUCAAGGCGCUGUCGGGCCCUACAUUCCGCAGCGAGCAGCAGAUGCGAUACGGUGGCGAGGAGCAGGCUUGAAACAAGCUCCGCUCGGCGCGGACAACCUGCUCGGCGGCGCAGGCGGCGUGGGACAGCAGCCCGUCGUGAAGAAGGCUGCUCCGCUCAAGCCUGAGGAGCUGCCCCCGGUCGGCAUCGACUCGCGCAUCAAACUCGAGGAGGGCAAGACUCACCCGAUUCCGGGGCUCAUGGCGCAGGCGAAGCAGAAGUGGGAGGACUUGAAGAACUCGCAGAGCCGGACGUUCGCGCAGGCUGUCAAGGAGUACAAGCGGCGGAACGGGCGGAAUCCUCCAAAGGGGUUUGACCGAUGGUACGCCUUCGCGAAAGCGCACAAGGUCCUCCUGAUCGACGAGUUCGACCUCAUCGACAAGGACCUCCUCAUGUACCGCGCCUUCAAGCCCAGCGUCUUCCGCAAGCGCAUCGGAGUUAUGCAAGAAGUCGUCGACACGACCUGGACGAUCCGGGUCGAGAACGGCAAGGUCCUCCGCGAGGGCCCGCUUGCGCACCACGACCGCGCGAGGGGCGUAGAGUUCCUCAUGAGCCGAUUCGCGCACUUCUUGCCCGACAUGACGAUCGUCUACAACGGGCACGAUGGAGCGAGGAUUGCGGUCGCGGCGGAGGAGCGGAUCAGGCUGGAGGACUUGGCGAAGAAGGGCGAAUACGACGACGAGGAGGAGCCGCCGUUCUGGCCAAAGGAGCGCGGUCCGUUCCCGCACUGGGGCUACCCGAUCUUCUGUCCUCCCGGCAGUCCCGCGCGCGAACUCGGCUUCGAAGGCUACGGCUACCACGCCUCGCUCGACGCAACAGGGUUCGAAAUGCCCUCGCAUCCGGAAGAGUCGAUCGGCUCGCUCGUCGGCGACUUCAAAGGCUACAUGGACGUCUGUUAUGCGCCUCACUACCGCCACACGCACGCUACGACCUCGUGGGUGUUCGAGCACCACCCGACUCGCGUCAUGCCGCUCUUUACGCCGGGAGUGCAGACCACCUUCGGGGACGUGCACGCCUUGAUCGUCGAGCAGCUCGAGCUCGAGUCGCAGCACGAUCCGGCAUGGGAGGACCGACCGUUCACGAGCCUGCACUGGAGGGGUCAGACGUCUGGCCCUUUGUGGGAAAGCAAGACGCCCUGGCGGACCUCUCAGCGCUCUCGACUCCACCUCCUCUCGCAUCAAGAAGACGGGUUCCGAAACAUCACCAUCACAGACGAGAACGACGUCAUGCGCUCAGUCGAAGUUCCCAACUACCGCCUCAACCCGCUCUUCCUCGAUACCGGCAUGGUCGGACCGCCUGUCCAGUGCGUCAAGGAGGACGGGACGUGCGACAAGAUGUUCGAGGUCUUCCAGGGCUACGACAAGCGCGUGUCGUUUGACCGGGCGAGCUUGUACAAGUUUGUGCUCGAUGUCGACGGCAACAGCUGGUCUGGUCGCUUCCGCCGUCUCAUGCUCUCGAACGCCGCAGUCGUCAAGGCGACCGUCUUCCCCGAGUUCUGGACGGACUGGGCUAUUCCCUGGCUGCACUUCAUCCCAAUGCAGGUGGACUACGCCGACAUGUGGGACAUCCUCGCGUUCUACCGAGGCGGGAUCAACGGCGAAGGCGCGCACGACGACCUCGCGAAGGAUAUUGCCGUCGCGGGCAAGGAAUGGGUCAAGCAGUGCUACCGGUGGGCCGACCUCGAGGCUUACCAGUUCAGGCUCCUCCUCGAGUAUGGACGGCUCUUCAAUGACGAGACUGAGCCUGGCAGUAACGACUUCACAGGCGAUACGUCUGUCGAACCGCGGUGGAAUGGUCCGGUGAAGCUGCAGUAG